ACCCACAGGGCCCCAACCCUAAAAACCUUUUUGUUUGUUUAUCUCCUUCUCAAAGUCUCAACCACCUCCACGGCUCCACACUCUCCCUUCCCCCCAUUCUCUCUCCACACAGUACAAGAAGAUUUGGUCGCUCUCCCUGCAUGACAUCUUAAAAGAAACUCUUGCCCUCACACACUGCCGAACCAGUUGAAAGGUAAUGGGAAAGUACAUGAAGAAAUCGAAGAUCACAGGUGGUGACGUCGCGCUGCUUAUGGACCUCGCGCACACUCCUCAAGCGGCCUCCAUUGGUGUCUGUACUAGAGCCAAGGCUUUGGCCCUCCAACGGCUCCAGAAAACCACUCCCUCACCCGCGGUUGCACCGAACCAAGAUGCCUCAUCUCUGUCCUACCUACAGCUACGCAGCCGCCGCCUCCAGAAGCUUCCUUUGAUCAUAAAACAACAGCCGCAGCAACAGCAACAGCCAAGAGAGUGCUGCAGGGAGAGCCCUAGCCCCAGGCCCAAUUCGAGACCUAGGGUGGGGCAGGUGGACUCGGGGUUGGUGGAGGAGUAUGAGCAGGGAUGCUUUGGUGCAUUUUGCAAGGGGAAUGAAGCAGAGGAGAGUAAUGAUUUGGGGGUCGAGGCUUCGUUUGGAGAAAAUAAUUUGGAGCUUGAUGGCAGAGACAGGAGCACCAGGGAGAGCACGCCUUGUAGUUUGAUAAUGGCCUCGGAUUCCCUGGGAACCCCUGGUUCAACCACCAGGCGGCGAACAGUUUGUACUGAAAGUAACCAGAGAGUUCGGAAUGACAUGCGAAGAAACAUCCCAACAGCACAAGAGAUGGAGGAGUUCUUCGUCCAUGCUGAGCAGCGACAACAGAGAAUAUUCAUCGAGAAGUACAACUUCGAUGUGAUGAACGAUUCGCCGCUUCCAGGACGAUACGAAUGGGUGCAGAUUAUUCCCGGCGCCAAGUUCAUCUAAUUAGAGUUGAUAUUCCCUGCAAAUUAUCAAUUGAUUUCUGGCUGAGCAUAUUUGUAGUGUGGGGAUGAGCAAGAGGGCUGUAUUUCAUUUUCAUCACCCUCCUAAGUGCAUUGAAAGGAAAGUAGGGCUUGAGGCUUCUGAUUUAAUGGAUCUGUAACGUUAUAGACCCUAUGAAUUACACACUAACCAACUGAAAAAGAAAAAAAAAAAAAAA
Juglans regia (Persian walnut) is the source of this 1169-nucleotide messenger RNA. Its product is annotated as cyclin-dependent kinase inhibitor 3-like. The transcript is spliced from 3 exons. Gene Ontology annotation, biological process: negative regulation of cyclin-dependent protein serine/threonine kinase activity. Bases 197 to 955 code for a protein of 252 amino acids. The record is from RefSeq and is a predicted model, not a curated record. NCBI's taxonomy places the organism in Eukaryota, Viridiplantae, Streptophyta, Magnoliopsida, Fagales, Juglandaceae. Gene Ontology annotation, molecular function: cyclin-dependent protein serine/threonine kinase inhibitor activity. Gene Ontology annotation, cellular component: nucleus.